AUGGGACCUUUGCAUCUCCUCCCAGCCAUGGUUCUUUCCAUGUGCUGUCAUGCUCACUUUGCAUCAGCUUGGACGGUGAAUAAUUUCCUCAUGACUGGACCUAAGGCUUUUCUGACCUAUGCCGGUAGUGUGCAAGUGGGCGCACAGAGUGGAAUAUAUGAGUGUAAACACCAGUUCGCGUGGGAGAGGUGGAACUGCCCAGAAAACACGCUCCAAUUAUCCACACACAACGGCCUUCGAAGUGCCACAAGAGAGACGGCUUUUGUCCAUGCCAUCAGCGCGGCCGGAGUGAUGUACACGCUCACCAAGAACUGUAGUAUGGGAGACUUUGACAACUGCGGCUGUGAUGACUCCAGAAUUGGACAGACAGGUGGUAGAGGGUGGAUUUGGGGGGGCUGCAGUGAUAAUGUGGCGUUUGGAGAGAAGAUCUCCAAACAGUUUGUGGACGCGCUGGAAGGUGGGCAUGACUCGCGCGCAUCAGUCAACCUACAUAACAACGAGGCAGGCAGACUGGCAAUCAAAGCUACCAUGAGGAGAGCCUGUAAGUGUCACGGAGUGUCUGGGAGCUGCAGUAUCCAGACCUGCUGGAUGCAGCUUGCCGACUUCAGAGAGGUGGGCAACUACCUGAAAAUGAAGCACGGGCAUUCAAAGAAACUUGAGAUGGACAAGAACCCGGUGAGGGCUGGGAACAGCGCGGACAACCGAGGAGCCAUAGCGCAAGCUUUUCGAAGCAUCGCUCGUACAGAGCUCGUUUACCUGGAGGAUUCCCCGGAUUACUGCGUCAAGAACCACAGCCUGGGAUUGCAGGGCACCGAGGGGCGGGAGUGUCUGAAGGGUGACAAGAACAUGUCCCAGUGGGAGAGAAAGAGCUGCCGCAGGCUGUGCUAUGGAUGCGGCCUCAGAGUGGUGGAGAAGCGCAUUGAGGUUGUCAGCAGCUGCAACUGCAAAUUCCACUGGUGCUGCACAGUGAAGUGUGACAAAUGCACGAAAGUUGUUAAUAAAUAUUACUGUGCGCGUAAAGGAGGUGAGAGAAAACCACAGAAUAAAACAAAGCGCAGACACCAUGCGCGCCGCCACUGACUGCCAUUUUUUGCAGAGACUAUCCUCACACUUCAUUUAUUUCAACAUUAUGGACAUCAAUAGGCAUUAUGAUGUUUACAAGAAUGUUAUUUUCAUUUUCAACUAUCACCUGAAGCUUUUUAAUGCACUUGCUCGUAUUAAUUUGAUUCUGUAUAUUA
Perca fluviatilis (European perch) is the source of this 1238-nucleotide messenger RNA. Its product is annotated as protein Wnt-8a-like. Gene Ontology annotation, cellular component: extracellular region. The record is from RefSeq and is a predicted model, not a curated record. Gene Ontology annotation, biological process: multicellular organism development; neuron differentiation; cell fate commitment. The transcript has 6 exons. NCBI's taxonomy places the organism in Eukaryota, Metazoa, Chordata, Actinopteri, Perciformes, Percidae. The coding region runs from base 1 to 1080 and encodes 359 amino acids. Gene Ontology annotation, molecular function: cytokine activity; frizzled binding.